Molecule: messenger RNA, 939 nt
Organism: Kickxella alabastrina
Lineage: Eukaryota; Fungi; Kickxellomycota; Kickxellomycetes; Kickxellales; Kickxellaceae
Product: ribosomal protein S3
Exons: 2
Coding region: 107-859 (250 amino acids)
Biological process (GO): translation
Cellular component (GO): cytosolic small ribosomal subunit; nucleus
Molecular function (GO): RNA binding; structural constituent of ribosome
Source: RefSeq, a predicted model, not a curated record
UAACGCCCACGUACAGCCAAAAAAAUUUGAAACCAGGCAAGAAAAGAUUGUACAGCGCGUCGAAUCCCUUGCGUUCUACCUCUUUUCUCUGCAACUAAUAUUCAACAUGGUGUCCAAGAAACAGAAGUUUGUUGCUGACGGCGUCUUCUACGCUGAGCUUAACGAGUUCUUCCAGCGCGAGCUGGCUCUCGAGGGCUACUCGGGCUGCGAGGUCCGUGUUACCCCCGCUCGCACUGAGAUCAUUAUCCGUGCCACCCACACCCAGGAGGUUCUCGGUGUCAAGGGUCGCCGCAUCCGCGAGCUGACCACCAUUGUGCAGAAGCGUUUUAACUUCCCCGAGGGCACCGUUGAGCUGUACGCCGAGAAGGUUGCCGCUCGCGGUCUUUGCGCUGUCACCCAGUGCGAGUCGCUCAAGUUCAAGCUCCUCCAGGGUCUUGCCGUCCGCCGCGCCGCCUACUCCGUUGUCCGUUACGUUAUGGAGUCGGGUGCCAAGGGUUGCGAGGUUGUUGUCUCAGGUAAGCUCCGCGCUGCUCGUGCCAAGGCCAUGAAGUUCAGCGAGGGCUUUAUGAUCCACUCGGGUAACCCCGCCAAGGAGUACAUCAACCACGCCGUUCGUCACGUCGAGAUGAAGCAGGGUGUCCUCGGUAUCAAGGUUAAGAUUAUGCUUGACUGCGAUCCCACUGGACGUGUUGGCCCCAAGAACCCCCUGCCCGAUAUUGUCACCAUCCUCAACAACGACGCCAAGGACGAGGCCCCCACCAACGGCCCCGUUUCCGAGUCCAAGAUCCCCGCUGUUGAGGCCGCCCCUGUUGCUGAGGCUGCCCCCGCCGCCGAGGCUCCCGUCGCCGAGGCUUUCUAAAAUGGGUCGUAUUUUGGUCACCACUAAACAAUUUUACAUAUUUCUUCGGAAUUGAAAACCCCUCAUUUUUAAAAAAAAAU